Bactrocera oleae (olive fruit fly) is the source of this 6401-nucleotide messenger RNA. It is a transcript of the gene lola, whose product is annotated as longitudinals lacking. Gene Ontology annotation, biological process: regulation of transcription by RNA polymerase II. Gene Ontology annotation, cellular component: nucleus. Gene Ontology annotation, molecular function: protein binding. Lineage: Eukaryota; Metazoa; Arthropoda; Insecta; Diptera; Tephritidae. The record is from RefSeq and is a predicted model, not a curated record.
UUUCCUAAAAAUGAUAAAUCCACCGAUUCGUAUAGGAAACUCUUAAACUUUUUCGAAUAAGUAAAAAGAAAAGGAAAUGCGGUUAUCGUGAUCCAUGUUUGAGAAAUUUUUAUUUUUAUUUGUUAACAUUUCAUUUUCCAAAAAGAUAAUCGGUCUUAUGUUGUUCGCUUUAAUGCGAGCAUUUCGAUAUUAGCUAAGCUACUUAAAGAUUUUCAGCUUUCCAUGUAUGCUGGCAACCUUGGCGAAAAUUCAUGAUUUUCUUUUUAAUUCUCUUCGUGUUCACUUCUGUUUCAAUUCCACCAGCAAUAAUAUGUUUGCAUAUAUUUAUACAUAUAUACAUGCAUGUAUGUAUGUUUUUUGUUUUUACAUUUCUACAUAAAAUAUACGCAGAGUUGUGCAGCAGUUAGCAACCGGAGGGUAACAUACAAACAUACAUAGAAUAUAUAUAUAAUUUACAUGUAGAUAGAGUAGUUAGUAAAUAAUUGUGUACCUGAAUAUAAUAAAGAUGUAUGCAAGUGUAGAGAACGAAACGAAAUUUCCCCUUACUCCAUUUCUUCCCUCGUUCGUGAUCGUGUUCAUAUUACGUACCUGAGUAUGCUGCUUCAGUAGGAGAGAGAAUCUAUGAUUUCCCUUAAUAUGUUUCGCACGUAAAGCUGAGAAAUUGAGGGACGGCGGCAAACUCGUUAUUAUAUUAUAUGGCGUCGGCUAUUGCUAUUGCUGUAUUGCUGGCUGGCCUGUUUACCUCUCGUUUGUGGAUUGUCGUUCGUGAUGCGCCAGUUGAGUUUAGGCUGUUGGAGCUUUUGUUUGUGUCUGCUUAAUUUUUCGCGGUUGUUUUGGUGAAAAAGAAAGUUGAAGUCUGGAAAAUUUACAUUUACAGUUGCAGUUUCAAUAUUGUGAAGAAAUUCUCUAGUUAUAACAUUUUGGUACUACACUUAAACUUCAUUCAUUCAACGUCUACAAAAAUAGAAAAUUGAAAACACUGAAAACUCCAAAAUUAUAAUCUGCUGCGGGAUUGGUUUCCCCAUAUAAUUUUUCACCAUAAAUUGCCCAUCAUCAAACAAUACUGCUUUUAACAUUGGCGUCAUAACUACAUCCUCGUGGGACCAUCGCUGUCAGUUGGCGCCAUGGAGGACGAUCAGCAGUUUUGUCUUCGGUGGAACAACCACCAGAGCACGCUAAUAAGCGUAUUCGACACUCUGUUAGAAAAUCAAACACUCGUCGACUGCACAUUAGCCGCUGAGGGAAAAUUCCUUAAAGCCCAUAAAGUGGUGCUGUCUGCCUGCAGUCCAUUUUUUGCCACUUUACUGCAACAGCAGUAUGAUAAACAUCCAAUAUUCAUAUUGAAGGAUGUCAAAUACCAAGAAUUGCGUGCCAUGAUGGACUAUAUGUAUCGUGGGGAAGUGAAUAUUUCACAGGAUCAGUUAGCUGCAUUGCUAAAAGCCGCGGAAUCACUGCAAAUCAAAGGUCUGUCAGACAACCGCAGUGGUAGUACGCCGAAAACAGAACAACACCGUGGUUUAAAUGUACCUGGAAGUGGUAGUAAUAUCGGUGGUGGUGGUAAAUUGAGUGGUUAUACACUCGAGCAGACGCAGUCGAAACGUCCUCGCGUUGGACCAUCCCCCAUGGAGACUGCCGAUAUAUCAGGAUCCCGCGAGGGCUCAUCUAGUCCAUCUAGACGUCGAAGGAAAGUUAGACGCAGGAGCGUCGAAAAUGCUAUGUCCGCAGACGUUCAUGACAAUUCCAACUCUUCUCAAAUCAAUCAAUCGUCACUUCAGCCACAACAACAACCACAAACCAAUGCAAGUCUAACUGGGGUUGGGGCCUUAGCGGCAGCCACCUCUUCACUUCCAGUUUCGGCAUCCGCACUAUCGACCGGUUCAAGUGGUGUUUUAGCAGCAACUGGUUCCAUAGUUAGCACACAAGGCACUACUCAGCAAAUGACCACAAACAUUACCAAAAAGACUGAAAGCGUUAAGGGAGCAAGCGAUGCCAUGAAUUCAGAUAAUAUACCAACAGUGGGUGUAGUUGGUACCGGGGACGAACAAAAUGUUGAACAUCUUAAGGGUGAAAAGUCCAAUCACAAACAAAAGUCAUCGGCAGCUGGUGUUGCUGGUAAAGAAACUGCCGAAAUGGUAAUCGAACCGAAAAGUGAAUAUGAAGAAGAAGGCAAUGAGGAAACCGUUGAAGAUUUAACAUUAGACGAUGAGGAAAUGGGUAUGGACGAUUUAGAUCAAAAUGCCGGUACAAGUCAAGCUGGUGAAGGAUCGAGUCAAGGAUAUGCACCGUGGCAACAUGACAGAUCUCAGGACGAGUUAUUAUUGGCGCCACAAGAAGCACAGCAACGGGAUCCACAAGUGAAGCAUGAUAAAUCGGAACAGACGGACAUUACACCCGAGGAAUUCGAAUUGGACGAUUGCCUGCUGGAGAGCAAUGACAUCGUGAUUACCCAGAACAAAGAUGGCUUUGUGUUGCAUGUGAAGAAGUUGGGUAAUAUAACAACGGCUAAAAUUGCGCCCACGGAUGAUGAACAAACAGUCGCUACCAAUGUUAGUGAACUUAAUGCUCAAGCGCAUAUAACGGAUGUGCAAAAUAUUACAGAUGUAAAGCCCACAUUAGCAACGUUGACGAGCACCCCCAUUAAGCUACCUUCCUCCGAGUGUGAACUGAUCAAUUUGAAGAAGAUAAUACCGACGGUCUCUACAAUCGCGACACACCAACCUUCUGCAACGAUCAUACAAUCACACCAAUUCGGACAGCAACCGCAUACAUCACAUCAGCAUCAGCACAGUCAUGAAUUGGAACAACAACAGCAACAACAACAACAACAUCAGCAAAUCCAACAAAUGCAAACACAUCCGCAAGUACAAAGCAUCGUUACCACACAUCCACCACACCACACACAGACAAUCAAUUUGAUGAGCCUGCGAAAUGUACAAAUCGCCGAACAAAAACCGGUGGCAUCGCGUAUCAAAUAUUCACGUGGCAAAAUAAUAACACCACAAAGCACCACCGCCACCAGUGUACAAAUCGUGGAAGCACACGAUGCUGAGACGCAACACCACCACCAACUAACCGAAGGCACGAAAUAUGAAAUAAGUGAAAUCGAUUUGAAUAAUCCAUCGGCGUCGGCGGCGAUCAUCAGCGAUUUGGUGAAAUAUGCUGAAAUCGAUGACAUCGAACUGCCGGAUGGCACCAAAAUCGGCAUCGGUUUUGCACCAACCGAAAUCACCGAGCACAUACAAACCAGCGUAGCGACGACGGCACAAGUGGCGACGGUCGACGAGGACUCCGAGCAGGCGAUGCAUCAUCAUCAUCAUCACCACCAUCAUCAUGUGCAGCAUUUACAGCAAUCGCAAGUGCAUCACAUACAUCCGCAGCAUAGUCAUCAUUCGCAAUUGCAGUUGCAGGAACAGGAUGAUGCCACAACGAGCGUUGAGGCAACUCUCUUGCCCGACGGCAUUACACUGCACGAACAACCGACGAUCACCAAGAGUUACACCAUACUGACGACGCGGCCCAUCAAACAGGAGGGCGCCACCAGCAUUGACGGCACCACAACCACCACUUACGAACUGUCGUUGAGCGAUUCGUCGAUGCAUCAGGAUGAUGCCGACUCAAAGUAUGUGUGUCGUCAUUGCGGCAAGAAGUACCGUUGGAAGUCGACAUUGCGGCGUCACGAGAAUGUUGAGUGUGGCGGCAAAGAGCCGUGCCACCCGUGCCCGCACUGCUCUUACAAGGCCAAGCAACGCGGCAAUCUCGGCGUACAUGUGCGUAAGCACCACCCCGACAAGCCGGCAUUGGAAAGCAAGCGCGGCCGCAAAUAAGGUGCUUCGUGUUUUUUACGGAGGAACGUAACUGUUGCUAGUACAAUUGUUAGUUGGGAGAGAAAUCUUUAGUUUUCCACUUUUUUCUGUACAUAAUUCUGUGUAUGUAAUGUCAACCGACACCCUGUGCUGGUACAUAUGUAUGUACAACGUGCUAACUGCGUAUGUAUUGUAGUAACUACUUUUAUUUACCUACCAAAAACUGGUUGAACUUAAUUUUUUUUUGCAAUUAAUGAGCCCAGUUAAGACUUCAAUUAGUUUUCAUUAUAUUGAGUUUUGGUUGCCGUUAUUGAUUCGAAAUCAAUACGUAGAGACUUACUUGCAACCAUUUACAACAUGAAUAUUUUCUUGUGGCAAUAGGACGGCUUUAAUUUGGAGUGUCCAAUUUAUUUUUAAACUAUUCUUUAGUAAUUAAAUUAUAACAAAUAAUUAUAGCACUAUAAAUGCGAAACAUUCGCGAGCACGUCUGUUUUAAGUGUUUAUGGAGAGAAGAGAGAAACAGCGCAAGCUUUAUUAUUGCUGAUUUGUUUGCAAUUAAAAGGAGAUUCAUUCGUAGAGUUCUAAAUUUCAAAAACUUACUUUGCAAAAAAAGUAAAUGUAAAAUUUUCUUAGAUCAAAAAAUAUAUUUGAAAAAAUUUUAAAAAAUAUAGUUUUUACAAAAAAAAAAAAGAAUUACUUUGUAAUUUUUUAUUUUUAUUCUGAAAGUUAAAUUCUGAAUAUAAUUUUCAGUAGUGUUAAAUUCAAAGUUUUGCUAAUUAAUAUUUUAAAUUCAAAACCUACUUUGCGUACAAUUAUUUACCGAAAGUUUUCUAUAAAAAGAGAAUUCAUAAUUUAUUAUACAAAAAAAUUACAUACAAAAGAAUCAAAUUCAAACAACUUAAAGUUUAUAAAAUAUUAAAUUAAAUUUAUUUUUUUUUUUUGAAAAAGUUCAAAUCAAAGUUUUUCCAUGCAAAAAACUGAAAAUCAAGGUUUUUUUUUAAUAAUUCAAUUUUAAAACUUGUUAAUUUCUUUAUAUAAGAAAAUAAUUAAAUCUAAAGUUAUUCCUUGAAUAUAAAUUCAAAUUCAAAAUGUACUUUGCAAAUAUUACGUUCCAUAUUUUUCAAUUUAAAAGAAUUUCAAUUCAAAAGUGUAAUUAUAAAGCAGUUAACUUCAAAUAUUAUUUUAAUAAAAAUUAAUUUAAAGGUUUGCUUUGUAACAAAUUAAAAGCAAAAUUUAUUCGCAAAAAAUACAUUAUGAUUUUGGGCUUGCAAAAAAAUUCUAUAAAAAUUUUUAUUAGCAAAAAAAUUUAUACUUAAUUAAGUUUUUAAAAAGAUAAUUAAAAAGAUAAAUUUUACAUUCAAUGUCUUGCUCUGUAAAAAAAUAGGAGGCAAAGUUUUCCUUUACAAUAAUUUUAAUUCAAAAUUAAGCUUUAUAAAAUUAAAUUUCUCAAUUUUAAAUAUUUAAAUUAUUUUUGCCAGAAAAAAUUUAUAAUCAAAGUUUGUCUUGAACAAAUUAAAUGUAAAUUUUACUAUUUUGAUUUAAAGUAUUUUUUACUUAACAAAAAAAAUUAAAUUAAAUUGUUUUGAAAAAAAGUUAAAUUAAAAUUGUUUCGCAAGAAAAAAAAAUAAAUUAAUAUUUUACUUUGCAAAAAUAUUUGAAUUCAAAAUUUUUACUUUGCAAUAAAUUUAAUUUUCCCAAAAUUUCUUUUCCAAACAGUUCCAUGAUUUUUCUCAAAUAGCAGGGGCACCGCCACCAUCGCGCACAUACAUACAUAUGUACAUAUAUGUAUAUAUUUUCAAUUUGAAAAAAUUGCACAUAAAAAUCCAGAAGCCGUAAGAAAAACAAAAACCUUUAGAAUGUGGUCUAAAACGUUACACAAAGUCUAAUUCAAGGCGCGCAAAGCAUUCGUUGGAGGUGAAAGUGUGAGGGCAUUAUCAAAAUAUUUCUUUGAUAACAACAACAAAACUACUUACUAUAACGUAGAAAAGCUUUUUAAAGUACUAACUAAGCUAAUUUUAGCUGUACAGUUAUUAGACAUACUUAAAUGCAAUUUUUCAAGUUGUAUAGUAUAUUUUCAAAACUUUAUUUUUUGCUUGAUUAUUAUACCUGUAAAAAAAUGUUUAGUGAAUGUUGAUGCAUAUUAGCAAAAAUUAAGUGUAAUUGCAUAUAUAAGCAGAAACAUGAUCUGGCGAAUGUAAAAAUAAAAAAAAAUGCACAACCAGAAGAUUUCGCUGUAGGUUAAUGAAAAAUCUUGUGUGAACGUAAAAAGUGGAACAAAUAAAACAAUUACAUAAAUGUAUGCAUAAAUAUAUUCUUAUAACAAAAAUUAUGAUGUGUGUAAAGGAAUUCAAGAAGCAAAAAGAAAAAAAGUAGGAAAAAGUAAAAAAAAAAAACCAAUAACAGUAAACCACAUGCAUUAAACGAAAUUUUAAUUUUCAAUAAAAAUUUAUUAACUGUACAAAAAUAAAAAAAAAACAUAACACACAUAUGCAUACAUACACAUUUGUAUUUGUAUGUAAUUACGCAAUAGUUAAAUAAUUAGUUUCUUAAUUAGUUCACUCUUCUUAAGGUAUAAGCUUGUGCACAGAAAACAAAAAA